This is a messenger RNA of Lathyrus sativus (Indian pea), 1881 nucleotides long. The record is from the annotation of a GenBank genome assembly. Lineage: Eukaryota; Viridiplantae; Streptophyta; Magnoliopsida; Fabales; Fabaceae.
AUGGCGAUUACGUUAUUAUGGAAUCUCCAAAACCUAUGGCCAUUUUCUUCCUUCAAAUCCGACGACCUCAAAUCCUCCAAACAACUCGUAAACAAACUCAACAUCCCCGAUCACACCAAACAAUUCGUCUUCGCAUUACGCGAUCCCAAAACCCAAUCCCUAAUUUACAUUCUCUCCUCUCUUAACCUAUCGGAACGAUCGUCUUUCGAUGCGCAAUCUCUCAUCAAUGAAAUUAAGCCCGACGCCGUUAUUGUUCAAGCCGGUGCUGGUGGUUUUUCCCCUUUUGAAGACGAGGAGUUUCAUGUUCCGGUACCUACUUCUUCUUUUGGUGUUGUUAAACGGUGUUUUGUUGAUAAAAUUGGUAGGGAUAAGUAUGAGAGUGUUGCAGGGGAUUUUGUUCUUAGGGAGAUUUUUGGGACUGGGUUUGAUGGGCAUUUGUUGGCGGCGAAAAAGGCUGCUCGUGAUGUUGGUUCGGAUUUCAUUGUUGUUCAAUCGCCUUUAGGGAAUUCUUGUUGGAGUAACAACAAUGAUAGUAAUAAUAAUUCUGGUGGAGUUGAUGGUGGAAAUAGGUUUAUGAGUAUUGUGAAUAGUUUGGUUCCUCAGCAGCAAAGUGCGGGGUCAAUGGCUUUGAGGAGAUUUUCUGUUAGUAAAAAUGUUAGGAUGGUGUUGGCAGAGGGUUUAUCUGGCUAUAUGGAUCCUCUUUUGAUUGGUAAUAGUAAGAAUGACUCUGUUUCUGCGGGUUCGGUGGAAAUUCAGCCGACGACUAGUUAUGAUACUCCUGCAUUUGCGAAGUCUGUUUAUCCUUUGCUUGAGGACUUGCAUGAUAUGUUUUCUGAUUUACCGUCGAUGGGGAAUGCGUUGGCGCAUGUGCAGAAGAUGUUGUUGAAUGUGAAUAGAGGGGAGGUUCUUGAUACUAGAACGGUUUCUGAGGUUUAUACUUUUAGGAUUGCAGUUGAGGGGCUUAGGAUAGCUUUGAAUAAUAAAGGGUUGCGGCCAAUUGGUGAGAAAGGUGUUUCGAAGUCGGACAAGGUUGAGUUCUCGGAGCUUGAGGUUGAUGAGAAGUCGCAAGUGUUGUUUGCACAGUCCAUUCGUAGCCAGACAGAUAAGUUUAAAACCAUUGUGGCAGUAGUUGAUGCUGGUGUUUUAGCAGGUAUUAGGAAACACUGGGAUACUCCUCUUCCGGAUGAAGUUAAAGAGAUUGUUGGAGAAUUAAUCACGGAUUCUGAAGGGAAAGGGGUUAGUUUAAAUAAUGGUGACAGAAAGCGGUUGUUAGCAGAUAGACCUGUGAUGGCAGUUGGGGCUGGAGCAACAGCAGUUUUAGGAGCUUCAUCUCUGACCAAGGUAGUUCCCAUGUCGACGCUGACCAAGGUUGUUACUUUCAAAAUUCCAACUUCACUCAAGAUUAUUCUCAGCCAAAUGCAGAAAAUACUGAGUGUUGCAGUUGGUCCAUCUAAAGUCGUGGCACCCGGCUUUGCGACUUCUGGAGCCAAAACAUCGGGUUUAAUGAAGGCAGCUGCAUCUGCUGAAAAGAUUAGAGUCGUUACUCACAGUGUUAUAGCCUCUGUUGAAAAAACCAGUGUUUCAGCUAUGAGGACGGCAUUCUAUGAAAUAAUGAGGAAGCGGAAGUUGCAGCGUGUUGGCUUCUUGCCGUGGGCUACAUUCGCAGGUAGCAUUGGAACUUGCACUGGCUUGCUUUUGUAUGGUGAUGGGAUUGAGUGUGCUAUUGAAUCUCUCCCUGCCGCACCCUCAAUCGCCAGUUUGGGGCGUGGAAUUCAAAAUCUACACGAGGCAUCUCAGGCGGUGAUGCAAACAGAAGGAACUAGAGUCCAAAAAUCAAUAGAAUCUCUUGUAAACAGAAUAAGAAAGGCAAGGGAUCAAUAG